CAUUUUUUGAAAUCACCCAGUUGGUUUGUUUGUUGUUUGGUGAGUGAACUUUGAUUUGGUCCAAGUGGAGCCUCUACCUGUUACCUGUACCUGUCAGUGAGAGACAGGUGUGUUUUAUUAGGAUCAUCUUCAGAAGUCAAAUUGUGGCCCUCAUUUGCAUUUGGUAUUGAUGUCAGUGAAUUCUAAUUAAACCCACACAAACAAAACCCCUUAAUUAUUUGGUAACUGUUUGGGCUUCCAGUCAUUUUUUGGCAUCGUUUUAUGGUGGAUGUUGUUUUCAGUUGUUCACUUAAUGUCAGAAAGGUAAGGUAGAUUGUCAUCCAUUACUAGGGCUGAUAUUAAUGAAUUAGUUGUAACACAUUUAAGGAGAUGAUGUACAUGUAAAACCCAAGUGAACAGUCAUUUCAUUGGUUCAUUUUUUUACUAGGACAUAGAGAAACUAAAUGUUGAUAUAUUGCUACCACACCCCCCUUUUAAUUUCUUCUCCACCCCCUGCGUACUUAGGAGUACAUUGACCGUGACAGUGGGGCCCAGACAGGGGGUGGGGGUGGGGGAUGUUUAGCCUGUCUUUCUGACUUGGUCUGUAUUUGUUUUGACUUAUUAUUGCUUGUUGUGAUCUUCAUCCCAGCUUGCUUGCAGUUGACAUGUUUUGUGAAUGAAUGAGUCGCAGUGGUAGGCGUGUGUUAUAUAUGUGUAGAGGCUUUCAACAGCCUCGUACACAAGUUUGUCUUUUGAUCUGUCGGAAGGCCCUAUUUUGUGAAUGAAAAUCCGCUUUGUUGAUGUGUGUGAAUUUUUGUAGUCCUUUAUCUCAACGUUGCGUCGUUUAUCUUUAAACUUUUUUUCUUUGAAUGUCAACAUGGCCUACUAACAAAAGCCAAAGAUUUGUUCUCUUGUUAUACGUACAAAGGGUUUCUUUAAAUGAUACCAAGAUUUUAGUGCUGAAAACCAGGGACUUAUAAUUUUUUUUCUGUUGAGGAUUCAAGUCCAAGAGGGAUUGUAAGGAGAGAGGAGAUACUUUUGUUAAGAAAGACACCAACAUCAUAAUUUGAGAAACUGUGACAAUGUUGCACAUGAUGUAAAUUUGUCACAUUAAAUAGGAAGUGACAUCAUGGAGUUAGGGGGCCAAGGGGAGAUGACUCUGUAAGAUGGCCAUGUUGAGAAGUGUGUUUGGUGGCUGUGUAUCGGACAGAGGCCAUGAGACCAUGCGUCUGAAAAAGUUGAAAUUUGGUGCUCCUAUCUCCACUGCUCUGAAGAAUGGCUACCUCCCUAUCCCACUGAUGGAGCUGCUUGUUUACAUCGCUCAUGAAGGAAUGAGCACCGCGGACUUGUUUCGUCGUCCUGGAAACCCCCGCGACACGCAACGAAUCGUCAAGAGAAUGUCUGAAGGGAAGCCAGUCAUCUUCCAGAACUACAACUUGUAUACCCUAACAACUGUUGUCAAGAAAUUCUUACUGCGCCUCCCUGGUGGCAUUUUUGGAAAAGAAGGGGAGGCAACUCUCUUGUCGGUUCUAUCAUUGCAGCACAAAAUGGAACAGUUUGAAGCAGUUCAUGCAUUCCUCACGACUUUGUCCCGAGGACACCAGCAGCUGGUUUCUCUGUUGUUCGGGAUCUGGUUCACUAUGAUCAACAACAGCCACGUCAACUUUAUGACAACCGAGGCCCUAGCCCGGAGUGUGGCGGGCAGCAUGUUCCAUUCCUGUGCCACGGACCCCGCGAUGGUGGAACACGCCAGCCAGGUCAUGCAGAUCUUGAUUGAGAACUUUGGAGUGGCCAGCAUGUUUGGCCAGGAAAACAUCGAGUUCUUCGCGGAGACGACCAGAACGAGCAUCCACAUCAAGGAGAAGUUCCGUUAUCACUUCCAGUACCCCCCGGAGGAGAUUCUUCCCCGAAGAGAAGCAUUAAAAUGGUUCUGUUUGUUUCUGUGCCAAGAGGCACAGCACAAAAAAUUCCACCCGCUAAAUCACGCCAUAACGGAGGAAGGGUUUUAUGAGUCGUCACGACGACAGGAUCAGCAACAGGAAGUGAUGGAUAUCUCGGACCAGUCACCUGACCUGAGACACUACCUGAGUCCAAGAGGAGACGGCGAAUCAGCGACUAAACAGCUGGCCGCCUCCACCAUCUCGGCCCCCGAGGUCUCGCUGGUCCCCUCACCCGGCCUUAUCACCAAGAGACCCAAGUCAUUGGAGGACAACUUGAAUGAUUCAGACGAGCAGCUCCAGCCGCGCCCUAGCCUUAGUCGAUUCAAUUCUGUGAAACGUAAACAGUUGGAGAGACUUCGCCAGCGAUCCGACUGGUUCUUAGGACCAAAUAUGAACAACCAGGGGGCGCCAGCAUUAUCCCCCGAUCAAAUAUCUCACUCUAGUUCCAAGGCCUCUUACAACGCUGAUAAACUUCACCAAAAACUGUCGGGGAAUUCGGUGACGAAGGCAUCUUCGGAAGGCACCGCCCUCGACCUUGUGUCCUCAGACGUAGACAGCGUGUUCUCAGACCGCAGCGAGUCUCCGGCCUCUGAACCCCUCCCCACACCAAGUGUGAGCAUAUCUCGAGACAUUAUCCACAGUGAUACCAUCACGGACGUCUCCAUGGCAGCGGGUGACAUCACGAUGGAGGAGGUGAUGGGGAGGAAGGACAGCGAUGGGGAGAUGUGUGGCUCCGAGUACUGCUUCUUUGUCGUGGAGCAUAAUUACGGUGACAAGGGAUCCUAGCAGAGCGUGGCUUAAUUCUAACAAGCAGCUGAAUCCAUGUCAUGAUUUACAUUGCAAUAUUUGUUGUUCAAUUUUUCUCUUUUUUUUCUUUUAAUCGGAGCACUUAUAACGUGUAGUUUUACGAUUUAAAGAGAACAUGUUGUGAGAGGGAGUUGUGUUCGGUGUUCACUGUUCCGUUGUGUUCGGUGUUCACUGUUCCGUUGUGUUCGGUGUUCACUGUUCCGUUGUGUUCGGUGUUCACUGUUCCGUUGUGUUCGGUGUUCACUGUUCCGUUGGUCUUCUUGUUGUGACUUUGAUCUAUUUCCAUUUUUGAGAAAAAAAACCUUGCUUUUUUAAAGGGUUUAUCUUGUGCGAGUUUGAAAUGUUUUUACCUUGAAUUCACAAAGAAAGUGCUCCAAUGCGAGCGCAGCAUUUUAUGAGGAGGACAUGCUGUGUUCCUUCCCUGAGCAUGCCCAGUGCUUCUUAGUCUCAUUGAGGCAGUUUUUGUCUAUUUUUUAUUUUUGAAUUUGAGAGCAAUUUGACUGAGUGACCUACAAGUGCUUCACUUCUGCUAAGUCACAUUUCCAGUUUGUUUUCCUCCUAUUUGACUGGGUUGUAUGUUUACGUUGUUUUCUAGAUUAAACACAGCCUUUAGAACAUCCCACUUUAACAUCUUUUCCAAACUUACAUGUUCAUCAAUUCAAAUUUGUACUGAAUUCAUAAAUAUGGUGACUUUGAUAUGCAAGAAAACACUGCAUUUAGUGAAUAUUAUUACAUUAUAGGAAUUCAUUGUUUUUACACCUCCUAAUUCAGUUAACUUAAUUACGGUAAUGAAAUUGACAUGCAUAUAUAUAUAUAUAUAUUUAUAUACUAAAAUGUGCAAUAAUCCAUUUAUCAUUUCCAGUGUACGUCCAAAUUCCUCGGUCUACUAUGAAGACUGAUACAUAUAGUGAUACUGAGAAGUCGCGUAUGAAAAGUUUAAUCAUUGAAUCGACCCCAAGGUGUAUGUCAUUGACAUUGCUGACCUAAGGCCAAAAAAAUAAUGUAUUGCUUCUCAGGCACCACACUAUCAGGUCAAACGCUGCCAGAUUAGAUUUAUUGCCAUAUUGAAUAGGGGAAUUACUUAGUUUAUAAAUUCUAAAAUUGAGUUAUUCCCCUUUGCAAAUCUCGACAAACCUUCCUCAUUAUAUUUUGAACUUUUUGACCUGAGAACCAAAUCAUUAAUUUUUUUAGCCUAAUGAACACACAUUUCCAGUGGAAGCUCUCUAUGUUACAAUUGACCAUGUUAACCCCCAAUAUCCGUCCCCUCCACAAUAAGACCCCCACCACCCCACCCAAACUUUCACACCAGUCUGCCGGCAUCCUGUCAUUACAUGGCCUGUCUUCAGUGGACCCCAGUCUUUGUGCCUAGAUCUAAA
Magallana angulata is the source of this 4102-nucleotide messenger RNA. RefSeq lists its product as uncharacterized. The transcript has 9 exons. Lineage: Eukaryota; Metazoa; Mollusca; Bivalvia; Ostreida; Ostreidae. The coding region runs from base 1146 to 2705 and encodes 519 amino acids. The record is from RefSeq and is a predicted model, not a curated record. Gene Ontology annotation, molecular function: GTPase activator activity. Gene Ontology annotation, biological process: signal transduction.